AUGAGGAAAAAUGCGCAAAUAAUAAUUUUUUUCCUGUUCGGAUUGCUGAGCUAUACAUGCGGAGCUGAAGAAAACGUCAGCCCACCCAACAAUAAUGACGACAGGGUAAACGGCAACAAUGGAAAUAAAGGCAACGGAAAUGACAAUGAUGUACCGCCUUUCAUUGGAGGAAACAAGAAUAACGUGAACGACAACAAUAAUGAUAACAUUUUUGAUAAAAAUGGAGAGGAUGUCACCAGAAAUGAUAGUGAUGCAGAUGACGAAGAAAAUCGAAAUGACAAGAAAAACGAAAAUGACAGCGGUUCAAAUGAGAACAAUUCCAUAGAAAAUGCUGACAAUGGUAGUGGCACAUCUGAUGCCAAUGCCAACCAAAAUGAUGAGGAUGCAAAUAAAAUGGAUGAAGCAUCUUUAAAGAAAAUCCUCAAAAUUGUUGAGGAAAUGGAAAAUGUUCAAGGACUGCUGGAUGGAGAUUACAACAUUUUGGAUAAGUACAGUGUCAAAUUAGUUGACGAAGAUGAUGGAGAAACGAAUAAAAGAAAAAUCAUUGGAGAAUAUGAUUUGAAGAUGUUAAAGAAUGUUUUAUUGUUCAGAGAAAAAAUUUCCCGAGAUUGUGAAAAUAAAUACAAUAAAAAUUUACCAGUCCUCUUUAAAAAAUGCUCAAAUGUGGAUGACUCCAAAUUAAGUAAAUCCAGGGAAAAAAUUAAAAAGGCAAUAGCAAAAAAGAAUAUGAGUAUUGAAGAUUUUGUGAUGGGUCUUAUAGAAGAUUUAUUUGACAAAAUUAAUGAACAUUUUAUUAUAGACGAUUCAUUUGAUUUAAAUGAUUAUUUAGCCGAUUUCGAACUCGUUAAUUAUAUAAUUAUGCACGAAACAUCGGAAUUGAUCGAUGAACUUUUGAACAUGAUAGAGUCCCUGAAUUUCAGAUUGGAAUCCGGAUCUUUGGAGAAAAUGGUUAAAUCUGCACAAUCAGGAAUGAACUUAAAUUGCAAAAUGAAGGAAGACAUAAUUCAAUUACUUAAGAAAUCCUCCGCCAAAUUUUUUAAAGUCGAAGUGGACAAAAAGACUAAGAUGAUAUACCCAGUACAAGUUACACAUAAAGGUGGCCACAUGAAACAAUUCGCCCUUAACUUCCUUCAGAAAAAUAAUGUAUGUGAACAUAAAAAGUGCCCUUUAAACUCCAACUGCUAUGUCAUAGAUGGAGAGGAGGUCUGCAGAUGUUUACCCGGAUUUAGCGACGUCAAAAUUGAUAAUGUUAUGAACUGCGUUAGGGAUGAUACCCUUGACUGUAACAACAACAACGGUGGUUGUGAUGUGAACGCAACGUGUACUCUUAUAGACAAAAAAAUUGUGUGUGAAUGUAAGGACAAUUUUCAAGGAGAUGGAAUAUACUGCUCCUACAGCAUUUUUAACUCCAUUAACACUUUCAUUUUCCUGAUCUUGUUGCUUCUGUUCCUGUACCUAUUCUAG
Plasmodium inui San Antonio 1 is the source of this 1464-nucleotide messenger RNA. RefSeq lists its product as hypothetical. Bases 1 to 1464 code for a protein of 487 amino acids. NCBI's taxonomy places the organism in Eukaryota, Apicomplexa, Aconoidasida, Haemosporida, Plasmodiidae. The record is from RefSeq and is a predicted model, not a curated record. The transcript has a single exon.